Contarinia nasturtii (swede midge) is the source of this 578-nucleotide messenger RNA. RefSeq lists its product as uncharacterized. The record is from RefSeq and is a predicted model, not a curated record. The transcript is spliced from 4 exons. Bases 18 to 500 code for a protein of 160 amino acids. NCBI's taxonomy places the organism in Eukaryota, Metazoa, Arthropoda, Insecta, Diptera, Cecidomyiidae.
UGAAUUUCAAACUCAAAAUGAAGGCUGUUGCAGGAAUUGCUUUAAUCGCUUUAAUUCUUCUUUUGUCGCAUCAAACUAAUGGGGCACCUAACCAGCAAGCAAAGGUCGAUGUAUCUGACACAGAUAUAAAAGCGCUUCAAAGGUCAAAUGUAUACGCUAUUUACACUGCGGGCUUAUUGAGACCAACAGAAGGAUUUAGAAAACUGGGCGGAGUGUUUAUUUCAGAAAAACUACAAGGAAAAGUCGUCAAAUUUGGAUUCGGUGGCAACAAUUUGGUGCCAGAUAAAAAAAAUAAAAACGUCUAUAAUUUGAAUGACUUAAAUAUGUUUGAGCAGAUCAUAAAUGAUUUUGGUGUCAAAUUCAACACACUUGAAGUUAACAUGGACAAUGCCGGAACUAUUGAAGAAGCUUUUAAAAUCGAACAAUAUUUCAAUCAGUUUAAACCCAAUAAUAUCCAAGAAAUUGUUUACCGUUACAAAUAUAUGACAAAGAAGUUCUAAUGGAAUAUAACAACUUUUCAAUAGAUAUCUUAUUUUGAAAAAAUAUCAAUAAACAAAUACCAAAACAUGUUCAAAGAA